This is a messenger RNA of Ictalurus furcatus (blue catfish), 6065 nucleotides long. It is a transcript of the gene rtn3, whose product is annotated as reticulon 3. The transcript is spliced from 9 exons. Gene Ontology annotation, cellular component: postsynaptic density; neuron projection. Bases 1 to 3867 code for a protein of 1288 amino acids. Gene Ontology annotation, biological process: endoplasmic reticulum tubular network formation; neuron differentiation; brain development. The record is from RefSeq and is a predicted model, not a curated record. Lineage: Eukaryota; Metazoa; Chordata; Actinopteri; Siluriformes; Ictaluridae.
AUGGCAGAUCCGAUGACACAGUCCCACCAGAUAUCGUCGUCCCAAGGGCUGAACGAUGGACGCGCCAAAGACUCGAAGUUUUCCGAUUCCUUUUUUUCCUCUUCGCCUGUAUCUCUCAUUCAGUCUCCUCAAGACAAACGGGUGGCACUGGACUCUGAGAAGCCAUCAGAUGGUGUGCCUACCUCACUUCGCUUUUCCUCCCAGCCAAGUUCGUUUUCUCCUGCGAAUUAUGGAAAUGAUAACUCUCUUCCCUCAAUUGGAAUCAAGGAUCGUAGUUUCCAAGAGAAAAGGGAACUUUUUGAAUCAUCGCUUGGAUCGCAGAAACAGGACUCUUCCCCUAUAAAGAUAUCUCCUGUGUCUGAGCGAAUCAGAGCAUUGGAAGCUCUGGCUGCAAAGCAGAAUGAUUCUGAUUGGAGUGAUGCAGGGUUUCCUCAUUUCAGAGAACGCCACUAUGAAAAGUCUCAUUCUGAGAUGCAUGGUAUCACUCUUCGUUCAUCCAUUAAGAAAAAGCCCACAUCAAGUGAACAAGAUUCUCCAGAAUCUCCCUUUGAGAUUCUUGGUGAUGCCAGGCGUGGAAGUGACUUUGAGGAUACUGCUGUCUGGAUGAGAACUCAUUUGCCGCCAGCACCUAACUUCAACAUUGGCGAAUCUGACUUUGAUCAAAUGAAAGAGAGGUCUGUAAUGCCCGAAUGUCCAUCUGAUGAGACAAAGAGCAAAGAUACAGAUGUACAAGGUAUUCCUUCAUCUUUUGUAGGUGUACCUGAUGAAUUCAUGGACAACCCUGAUGAAGUGUCUAAACAAAUGAAUGAUGAUUCUAAUCAGUCAAAGCAAGACACUAUUGAAGAUGAGUCAGAAUUCGAUCUCAGAUUUUUACCUACAGCCUACAUGUGGGACAAACAAGAGAAACCUGACAUGGAUACACAAGAACCACCAUUCCAUUUUGAAACUCCGAUAACUGCAUCUGCUGCACCUCCUGAUGGUUUUGAGGCUUCUUCCCUGGAGUCUCCAACUCCUGUUCCCCAGGCUGACCCUAGUGCAAAACAGCAGUCUACCACUCUAGGCGUUGGCUUGGAGGGUGUAGAGAUCCUUGAAGCUGACAGCUCUGGUGAAUCUGAUGAUACAGUUAUUGAAGAUGCAAGUGGUGUCAGUAAUGAUGAUGCUGUUGAGUGUGAAUGUUCUACAGACAAGCAGACUAUUCCAAGUGUACAAGAGAAACAGAGUAUUCAGGUGCCCAUUAUUAAUGUAAUUGAAACAGAAGAACAAGUUCUCAGUGAUUAUGAAGUGGAGCUUGAAGAAGAGGAAGAUGAUGAGCAGAGAUAUCAGAUAAUGCAGGAACCUGCAACAGAGGCUCCACAAUCAUCUGAAGAGCUUUCUGACAUUUCAAGGUCAGAAUUGGAAGAGGCUGUUCCAAAAAUGGAGGACAUUUCCUCACCUGAAAAUAUGGCAGAUUCUGAUGGAGAGUAUUCUCCAAAACAUAAGAUAAUCAAAGAUAAUCUUAGCAAUGACAUGAUUAACCAGACUUCCUUUCCCUCCAAAAGUCAUAGCUCGGAGGACUCUCAGACACAAUCAAUGGUGCCACAGAAAACAGACGAAAUGUCCAGAGAAGCUUCCUUCGACUAUAUAAAAUCAGACAAAACAUCAGAAAUUGUACCUGACCUCCCACCUAACUAUGAGGAUCUCUCAAAUGACUUUGAGUCCAGUGACAUAGAUACAUACUUGGAUCAUUAUACUAGUGAGGAACUGGCUUUAAAAGACCAGUUAAGUUCUGGUGUGAUUCCUGUAAACAAUGGGGAUACGAACGAGUUACUAAAAUCCAACUCUCUUCAACACAGUCAUAACAAUACUAUGCUUGCUGAAUUUGAUGAGGCUGUUGAUGCAAGUAAGCAGAAUUAUGAUACCGGACCUAAGCCUUUUCCUUCUAACAUUUCCGCAGAUGUCACUGUGGAGCCUCUGCUUUCUCAAAAUAGCAUGCCAAAUCUUGAUUUAGAUGAACAGAGUUUAGCUAUCGAGGACAAGAUGACGAUAACCGAUUCAGGGACUUUUUCCUUGACUGAGGAGGAGGAUUAUGUGACUAGGCAUGAAGUAGAGUUGCCCUCUUUCCAAGAGAGUACACCUGCUCAAUUUCCCUCUUUUCAUAAUGAUCCAUCAUGCAAAAUCAGCGAUGUGAUCUCUGAUUUUGUAGCCAGUGAUUUAACCGAGGGACUAUUGAUGACCAAUACUGAACAAGAUGAAAUAACCCAGUAUGAUGAUCCACGUUCAUGGAUAUCUCCAGAAGCCACAAACAUACCUGAGCCCGUUGAAGCAGAAUCUGAACAAAAUAAAAUGGUCCAAAGUGAUAUUCCUGAUAUACAGAUAUCUGAAGAGCCCACAAAAAUACCUGAGCCCGUUGAAGCAGAAUCUGAACAAAAUAAAAUGGUCCAAAGUGAUAUUCCUGAUAUACAGAUAUCUGAAGAGCCUGCAAACAUACCUGAGCUCAUUGAAGCAGAAUCUGAACAAAAUAAAAUGGUCCAACAUGAUACGCCUGAUACACAGAUAUCUGAAGAGCCUGCAAACAUUCCUGAGCCCAUUGAAGCAGAAUCUGAACAAAAUAAAAUGGUCCAACAUGAUACUCCUGAUACACAGAUAUCUGAAGAGCCUGCAAACAUUCCUGAGCCCAUUGAAGCAGAAUCUGAACAAAAUAAAAUGGUCCAAAGUGAUACUCCUGAUACAAAGAUACCUGAAGAGCCCACAAACAUACCUGAGCCCAUUGAAGCAGAAGCUGAACAAGUUGAAAUAAUCCAGUGCAGUGCUCCAGCUAUACAGAUAUCCCUAGAGAUCCCAAGCAAACUUGAGUCCACUGAAGCAGAAUCUUCUCCUACAACUGCAACAGAUAGUUUUGUGGAGUUUAUGAGAGAGUGUUUGAAAUCACAGCAGGAUGAGGAGUCCCAGAGCCUUGGUUCAGUACAGACCACCAAGGAACCUAUAUCUGUUGCUCCUUCUCCCCCUGCUAUGAUCAUGGACUUGGAGCAAGAGUGCCUUACAAUCUCUGCUUUAAAAGAGCUUGGGAGUAGUCAUGAGGAACAGGAUGACAUCAGUAUUCCUAAAGACAUUCCAAUCUCUGCUAAGGAUCCAGUUUCACAACCUUUAUUUCAGUCUGAGUCUUUAAUUUGCCCAAAUCCCUCUACUCACGGUCUUCCAAAUGAGAACCAGCCAGAUGCCUCGUUAACCAAAGAGAUCGAGGCAAUCGACAUCUGGGUGGCAGAAGCCUACCACCUUGCAGAGCAUGUCUUGGCUCUAAUACUAACCCACCUGACAGUGUAUGACUUGGUGUACUGGCGGGACCCUAAAAAGUCAGGCAUGGUGUUUGGCAUUUCCCUGCUACUGCUGCUGUCUCUGGCAGCGUUCAGCGUGAUCAGUGUCAUCUCCUACCUGCUCCUGGCACUGCUCUGUGUCACCAUCUCCUUCCGUGUCUACAAGACCGUCAUCCAGGCCGUGCAGAAGUCCAACGACGGACACCCCUUCAAGGAACUGAUGGAGAAGGAUGUCAGCUUGUCUCCUGAGACCUUCCGCAAGCACGUGGAUGUGUGUUUGACCUACAUCAACUGUGCACUCAAGCAACUGAGCCGCCUAUUCCUGGUCGAAGACUUGGUAGAUUCCCUCAAGCUGGCUGUGGUCAUGUGGUUGAUGACGUAUGUGGGUGCCGUCUUCAAUGGCAUCACCAUCCUCAUUCUUGUGGACAUCUUUGCCUUCACUUUACCACCAUUGUAUGAGAAAUACAAGACCCAGAUUGAUCGCUACAUCAAUAUUGCACGCACUCAGGUUAAUACUGCAGUGGCCAAGAUUCAGGAGAAGCUCCCCAAAGCAGCGAAGCGCAGUAAAGCAGAAUGAUGCACCUCUCUCAUCCUUUCAUGACCAACUCCAGAAUCCCUUUAUCUCUAGCUGACACCCCCCCCCCCCACCCCCGUUUAACCUCUCAUUAUAAACCUCUUACCAGCCAGGUGCACUGUACCAGCUAGUCUCUUAAAAUCUUUGAAGCUUCUCAAUAUUCUUCAAUGUUAACUCCUGAAGCUUAAUUACGAGCAUAAGGGAAGAAGACGCUUGCUGAAGACGCGUAACUGAAGCUGGUGACUCAAAUGCAGGAAAUGAUGUAAUUCCACAACUGAAUGUCCAUGUAUGGCACCCAACUUUGGGCAGGGUGUGUGUACUAGAUUGAAUCUGUGACCUGGUUUUGGAGUGUCCUAAGAGUUUGUGAAAUAAAGACAAGGGUUUGACUUGGAAACAAAUGUCUGUACUUAAAAAUAACAUUUAAAAAAAUGUUUCAGGAUGAAAAUGGACAGAUGUUUGCAUAAGCUUUCUCCCUAAAGACACCUACUAAUUUAUUAUGAAUCUGUGGCACACUGUUACUAGACUCGCACGUACAGACCAAUUAGAGUAUGGACACUACAGCAGCUGGGACGAUUCGCUCUAGUUCGCUUUCCUGUACCGUUUUGGCGUUUCAUUUUUAAUUGUGUAUGUGUGUGUGUAUAUAUAUAGUACAAUUACAACACGCUCUUUGCUGUGAAGUAGUUUGCAUUGCUUUUUAUAUUUAAUAUCAAAUAUCCUCUGCUGCCUGUUUAAGACUCGGGCUCUUGUUCACAUGUUAAUGUGUUAUGAUUAUGAUUAUUAGGUCACGUAGGGUAGCUGCUCUUCACUCCCCAGGCUGUCAUCUUAAUGAGUAGUAUUAAUAUUCUUAUGCUCGAGUUAUUUGUACGGAAGCUUCAGAAUUGUGGAGAUGACUGUGUGGCCUGGUACUGCUGCGAAGAGAAUGAGGAAGAAGUUUAAUUAGUUUUGGCACCCCAUAUAAAGGUGGUCUUUUUGCUGAUCUGGGAUCAGCAUUCAGACCAGCAGUAAUGACACCAUGUAGGUGGGUUUGAAUUGGUAUAUUAAAGGUUUUGUUCAUUUAACACAUGCCAGAAGUUGGAAACACAUUCUUGUUAAUUGCAUUUGUUUACACAGAAAGUGUGCUGAUUACAAUAGAGCUAUUAUAACAUGACUAAUGUGGCUUCAUACAUUCACAUCUAUAAGGGACUUAAAUAUAAGAGGAGAAAACUCAACGCACUUUUCUGAUUGCCUGCUUAAUAUUUGGCACUGAAUAUUCUACCUGAAUCUUGCUUUAAAUGUACCUGGAAGCACUAUUAGCUUAGGCUUCAGUGUCAAAAGUACACCUGUAUUUAUUAAUGCACCAACAUAUAAAAUGAACACCGGAUAACUACUGCUAAUACUACUACUACAUGUCUACCAACUGCUGAAUGUUUCAUACUAAUAUUUAUACAGAAUUCUGACUCGCAUGCAACUCGGCGUGUUCAUGUUGGAAGCUGUUUCACUGCAGUGCAAAUUUACUUCAUAUGGAUUGUUUCAUGAAAGUUUAGUUCCCUGAACAUGGCAUUGAUGUACAAAACACAAUAUUACUCUUAAAGCUUGACUGUAGUCACCUGAAUCAGGAUCCUGAAUGUUUAUUCAGGUCUUUUAAAGGUUUUUUCUUUUUCUUUCCUCCUAUCUUUCAUGUAUGCAUGCAAAUAGCACACCCAGACACACUCUUGAACAGGUGAAAGUGUGCAUCGUUUGUACCCGUGUCCUCAUGUUGCUGAACUAACAUGUGUUAUGUAAUUCAUGGGUGUGGUGAUGCUUGAAGAAUAAGUUCAUUUUUUAAGUUAAAAAAAUUCAACUUCCUUCCUUUCCCCAACACUUAAAGAAAUAUUUUUUUUUAAAUAGGUGCAAACCUCUCUCUUUCAUUCUAUAUAGACAGUGUGUCUUAUAAAUUCUCCUUUGUGUGUCAGUUACAAACCUGCAUAUUUUUUAACUUAAUCCUAUAAUCUGUCAGCAUGUUUGCUGUCGUUUGUUUUGGAGUUUCUCUCUUGGGAAUGGAGAUGCAGAAGUCAUGUUUUCUUUGGUUGUUUGCUUUUGAGUCUAGAUGUGAUAACUAAUAUCCAUGUUCAGUUUGUUAGCAAUGAAUUAAGUUCAUCUGGGUGCUUUGGGGGGAUGGGGGGUGCCAUGUAAUUGUCAACAGGAAAUUAAUAAAAAUGUUUAAAAAAAAAAAAAAAAAAAAA